Messenger RNA from Strigops habroptila (Kakapo), 3763 nucleotides. RefSeq names its product NUF2 component of NDC80 kinetochore complex (gene NUF2). Gene Ontology annotation, molecular function: protein-containing complex binding. Gene Ontology annotation, cellular component: Ndc80 complex; kinetochore. The transcript is spliced from 13 exons. NCBI's taxonomy places the organism in Eukaryota, Metazoa, Chordata, Aves, Psittaciformes, Psittacidae. Gene Ontology annotation, biological process: mitotic spindle organization; attachment of mitotic spindle microtubules to kinetochore; meiotic chromosome segregation. Bases 62 to 1471 code for a protein of 469 amino acids. The record is from RefSeq and is a predicted model, not a curated record.
AGUUGCCCGCCAAAUUCAAGCUGCGGGGCCGUUGGCGGUGUGGUGUCGGCUCGGCGUCGGGAUGGAGGUGCUCACCUUCCCCCACUACAGCCCCGACGAUAUCAUCACUUACCUCCGCGGCCUCAUCCUAACGGGCGCAGAGGCCCGGAACCUGGUCAAAAGUGACGUGUUCGGCAACCCCAAGCUCGAAGUUUUACACAUGAUUUACAUGAGAGUUCUGCAGAAAGUAUGUGGAAUCCGCCUGGAGCAUUUUUACAUGAUGCCAUUCAACAUGGGCAUAAUGUAUCCACAGAUAUUUGAAGGCUUUCUACCUGUUUGUAACUUGUAUAUUCACAUGGAACGGUUACUUCCAGUGUGCCAGAUUAAUGAUUUUCAAAUUGCUGAUGUGUUAAACCCAAAAACAAAGAGGACAGUUCGCUUCUUGAGUGGUAUUCUCAACUUUGUACAUUUCAGAGAAUCACGACGUGAGGUCUACUUGGAGUUACAACAGAACUAUAAAUCAGCUAUGGAGAAACACCAACAACUGGAGACUGCAAAUCGGGAGGCAGCAGCAAAACUGGAGAAACUGAACACUGUUCCAGUUGAACAUCAAGCAGAGGUCAAGCAGCUAACAGAUAACAUUCGAGAACUGGAACAACUACUAAGGCAAGACUAUCGUCGAAAACAAAUAGCUUUGCAAGAAGUAAUUUCACAGAAGAAGUCGGCUAUUGCAGAGAGUACCCGAAAACUGAAUGAACUUAAAGUGACAAUGGCUACUUUGAAAGAAGAACAAGAGCAGCUGAAAUCAAAAAUUGUGGAGAGCCCAGAGGAACUGAAAAAUUACAAAGAACUGAUGAAAGAGACUGUUAAGAAACUCAAGAAAUCCAAGCAAGAAAUUAUUGAGAAAUAUGAAGGUUACAGAGACCUAGUUGAGGUUCUGCCAUCAUGUCAACUGGAGGUGCAGUUAUAUCAAAAGAAGAUGGAAAGACAGGGAGCAAACGUGGAAAGACUGGCCAGUGUAUUAUCAGAGGUCAGAGAUCUGGAGGACCAGCUUGAGAGUGCUCAGAUAGAGCUGAAAAAGGGGAAGACAGAUGAAACGUCCUUAAAGAGACUGGUCACUGCAAAACAUGAGAAGCUGUCUACAGCUGAAAUAAGGAUAAAAAAGAAGCGUGAAGAUGUUGAGCAAUAUAAGCACACUGUAUUUGAGUACUGUAACAGAGUUCAGGAGAAAAGGGAUGCUGUAUAUGAUAAAGUGAUGGCCAUUCAGAAAGAAAUCCACCAGACAAGGUUCAAAAUCCAGCAACUGAAUGAUAAUGCUGAAAAACAAGAAAUGAAAGCCAAGGAAAUAUACCUGAAUCUGAAGGCUUGUUUGGAGAAGCAUCAUGAGUCUCUCAUUAAGACAGCAAAGAGUUACGCAGCCUCACGAGAAGAUAAAAUUGCUGAACUGGAGAAGGGGCUGCUUAGAGUUCAGACUCCUGGAAGUAGUUCUUAGACUUGUCUUUGCUUGUAUUCCACUUUCAUUAUGUUUAUCCUUGUAUCUGAACUUAAGAGCUUGCGCUUUGUGUGGCAUGGAUAUUAAUGACUUGAUUUUUUUCCACAGUCUUUAUAAUUAUUUCAAAAAAUAAAAUGUUAAUUUUUAAAAUAGUUGAUUUAAGGAUAUUUAACCCUCUCUCUUAUGUCUUUUCCCCCCUCCCUGCUCUCUCCCAACUGACUUUGCAUAACAUUCCAAUUUAAAAAUUUUGGUUUGGACAUUUGUAGGAAUGUGUACUGCUAGAAGUUUUGGUGUGUGUGUUUUUGGUUUUGUUUUUUUUGUUGUUUUUUUUUUUUUUUUAAUAGUGAAGGGAGGAUGAUUCAAGCCUGUAUAAAGAUAUCUUUCUGGUCUUGUUUAAUUCUUCAACUUCUUUUAUUAGCUAGAGGUGCUAGCAAGUCAGUUAGGAGCAGCAGGUGAUCAUUGCUUCUAAAGCUUUUACUGGGGCAUCAGAACCUUCUAAGGUCUUGCUUUGAAGAUUUUUCUUACAUUGAAGCAUGUGAGACAUUUCACGGAAAGUCUCUGUUAAUCUACAUGUCUUAAUCUAAGUACAAAGCUUCUCAUACAGUUUUCCCAUUUCCACCAAAUAUAGUUUGUGUGAUGGGGUGUGUGUGUAGCACAACUUCAUGUUUUUAAGUAAGUUCUGUUAUCCCAACAGUCCUGCAAUGUUGUGCAGCAGCAUCUAGUGUAGAGAUCAGUGAAAGUCUAACUGCGAAGGUAGAUGAUUUUUCCAAGAGCUAAAGAUGUUAAGUACAUGCAAGGCACAGAAUAAUUCUUUAUGGAUUCCAUACACUAAACUACAUAUAGCAUAAUUAGAGGUGUUUUGGGUAUCGAGCUUUGAAAGUGAUUUUUUUUUUAAAGUCUUUUUGUGCUGUGUGUUAAAGCAUUAUGUUCUUCAUGUGCAGUGUGCUCCACUCCCUUUGCCAUAGCAUGGAUUCUAGUGUAACACAGAUACUAUUUAUGGGAAGAUGUUGCUUCUCAUUGGCAGUACUUGCUAAUGAACUUGAUGUCUGUACAAAACGGUGUGAUAAUUUUUGGGUUUUUCCAGACUUGCAGUACUAUGAAAUUCCUCAAUACAGAUGGCAAUGUUUGUAGAGUUUUCCCUGAGCUUUCUUGAGAUAUCCGUGCUUCUCAUGUCAGUCUAGCCUAUAUCCCAGCUUGACAAGAUACUGGAAACCAGGCAUACUUUCUUUUAACUUCUCUGAGAAUUUUGGGAUUGUGACUUUAUUUGGUGAUGCCAUAAAGAUUUAAAGUAAAUCAUGUGAUUUGGUAUUCUAUAAAUAUAGUAGUAAUAUCUGCUUUCUCAUAAAGACUUGUUGGAGGCUGUGCUCCACAGCCUGGUUGUUACAGCAGCUUUUGGGAAAGGAAUUUCCAAAAACUUCAAGUAGAUACUGCAAGGGAUUACUCCAACCAGCAGAUGGCUUUGGCAGGAUAAACUUAUUUUCCUUCAGGAAAAUGAAGAUUCUUAGGCUAGAGAUCAUGCUUGUGUAGCUCAGUGAUUAGGAACUUGCAGAAUAAAGAAAAUGAUAGAUUCUGGCUCCUGCUCUCAUUUUUGCAGCACAGGCUGUUGGGUAAAAUAAAAGGCCACAAUUCAUGAGGAAACAAAACUUCUGAUUUCUGGGGACAGGUUUAUGUAUUUCCAAUAGGUUCUGUGCCUUCAGAGUGGCCUAUUGGUUUGUAACUAAAAUACCUCUAAAUAAAACCUAACAAAAACUAUAUUUUAUCUAGUUAAUCUAGAUAAUUGAUUCCUAGGUGUGAGUCUACUGCUGCUUUUCAAGAACUUCUUGUCUUGAACCAUAUGGCAAGGCAGUGGGGGUGUUUUAGUGUGACCUGAAUAGCAGCGAAGGGAGGAUGGCUUUGCUAAGGUGAUACAGCUCAAUUUCCCUCAAGAGGGCAGUGCCAUUCAAAAACUUGUUUGGGUUUUUUGGUAGUACUUCUGCACAAGAGCCCUCUGCAAAGGCCAAAAUCAAAACUGCAGAAAUCAAACAAAAUCCUUUAUUUUGAGACAUGGUUGUGAAAUAAGUGAGUUGCAGAUGGACAUUUCUCGUGAAGCUGAUAGAGGAGAAUAGCCAGACUAGAAUUGGUGGAAUGAGGCCUUUAUACCCUUCCCUGUGGUCUGCUUGUGAGAAUGAUUGAAUGGCAGGCGCUGCUAUACAGCUUGGCAUAACACUGUUUAAAUAUGUAAUUUGAAUUUUGUUCAUCUAUGCAUGUAAUUCAGUGUAUGUCAUAUACUACAUAAAGUUUGUAGCAAAUCUG